Messenger RNA from Ostreococcus lucimarinus CCE9901, 375 nucleotides. It is a transcript of the gene RPL14, whose product is annotated as Ribosomal protein L14, component of cytosolic 80S ribosome and 60S large subunit. The annotation marks the transcript as partial. NCBI's taxonomy places the organism in Eukaryota, Viridiplantae, Chlorophyta, Mamiellophyceae, Mamiellales, Bathycoccaceae. Gene Ontology annotation, molecular function: RNA binding; structural constituent of ribosome. The transcript is spliced from 2 exons. Gene Ontology annotation, cellular component: cytosolic large ribosomal subunit; ribosome. The record is from RefSeq and is a predicted model, not a curated record. Gene Ontology annotation, biological process: ribosomal large subunit biogenesis; translation.
CAGAGAAACGUCGAGAUCGGCCGCGUCGCGCUGUGCAACCUCAAGGCGGACGCCCGAUAUGGGAAGCUUUUGGUGAUCGUCGAUAUCGUGGACAUGAACAGGGUGCUCGUCGCGGCUCCGGGUGUCAAGCGCGACGUGAUCAGCCUUCGUCGAGUGGCGAUCACGGACAUGAAGGUUGACGUCGAGCGAAAGUGCGACGAGGCGGCGCUCGCGGCGGCGUGGAAGAGCGCCGACGUCGAGGGCUCUUGGGCGAAGAGCGCGUGGGGCAAGAAGAUUGCGCGACAAAACGCGCGCGCGAAUCUCACGGACUUUGAACGAUUCAAGGUUGCGCUCGCGCGCACGAAGCGCAGCGCUCUCAUCAAGAAGGCGCUCGCU